AAAGAAAAGAAAAUAUAGAAAAAGAAAAAAAAACAAAACAAGCAAACACACAAUUCAGUGACACGCUAAGCAUUAAAAAGCGCUCAGGGAGUGGAGUUUGUGACAUACAGAUAUAGAAAAAUAUUAUAUUUUAAUUCAAUAAUAAUUCAAAGCCAAACCAAGCGUAUAAACCAGCGGCUAAUGGCCGGGCGGUGAAUUAAGAAAGCAAAACUUGUCGCAUGAAUAAUUUUUAUAUCAAAGCAAAGAAUUUAUUAACAAUUUACACACACACACACACAUGCUCAAACAUGUUGGGAAUUACAAACGAAGAAGAGAAUGAGUUAAAAAAGACGUUAGAAUAUGCAAAAGACGUGUCUAGAAUCAAGAAGAGUGGGGAAGAAUUGAUUUUAUUUGAAAUAUUUUUGUAUAAUGGUGUUGCUAUUGUUGUUGAUCUGUUUUUGGUUGAAAGUGUGUUUGUGCUUCUAACAUUCUUGCAGGCAAAAAGUUUCUCUUCAAUUUGGUAUUUUCAAAUUAGAAAAAAUUGUACAAUAAAGACUAAAAAACACAAUUGCGUAUAUAAACUCUUUACAGUUUUAUCUUUUUUUUUAACCAAAAAUUUGCUUUAAAUUUUUUUUAUAUUCAAUUAUUUGUUAUAAAUUUAUAAUUUUUUAAUUCGAUUCACAUCCUUUCUAUCUAACAGCUGCUUCGGCCAAACAUUUUCUGAGUGUUAAUUUAUUUAGACAUUGAAAAAAGUGUUUUAAAUUAAAAAAAGAGAAGAAAAUACCAAAAAGAAAAAAUAAAAACAAAAACUCCUUAAAGGCAAAUGUGCUAAAAGUGCAAGAAACAUUCUAAAAGAUAAUUAAUCAGCAGCUAUUUGAACAGUUUUUGGAAUUAAAGUGAUAACAAAUAAAUAGAAGAGCAACAGAAAAUAAAGCAUUAUUUCAAGUAAUCAUCACUAAAAGGUUUUUAGCAUAAAAAUUGUAUAUUGAAAAAUAAAUAAACUGGCUCUAAUUAACAUAUAAAAAACAGCGUGUAGUCGUUUUUGAAGUUCGCAAAAUGAGCUGUUCUACGGCGGCCAGUUUAAGAUGGCUGUCCGCUAUUUAUUUUCUGAUUUUGGUUUUAUUAGCCAUAACGACAACAACGACGAAUGCAGCAAUUGAAGAGGGUUUCUCUUGUCCGAAUGGUUGGGAAUUGCGUGGCCUUAACUGUUAUAAAUACUUCAAUAUAAAACAUUCAUGGGAAAAGAGCGCUGAGCUGUGUCGAAGAUAUGGCGCCGAACUGGUCGCAAUCGACACCUACGCGGAGAAUAACAGCACUCUCGCCAUUGCGCGCACUAAUGAUCCCAAUCGACGCGCUUCCGACAAAUAUUGGCUUGGUCUUGCUUCGCUGGAUGAUUUGCGCACGAACACUUUGGAGUCCGCUUCGGGGGCGCUCAUCUCACAAUACUCCGGCUUCUGGUCACUCAAUCAACCCGAUCCAAUGUCGGGUGAGUGUGUGGCUGCCACCUUCGCCUCACGUAUGCAAUCCUGGGGCUUGGAUACCUGUGAGAGUCUGUUGCCUUUCAUGUGCCGCGCUCCAGCGUGCCCACAAAACUCGAUACAUUGCUCGAAUGGCUUGUGUGUGAAUCAGGCAUUCAAGUGUGAUGGCGCUGAUGAUUGUGGUGAUGGCUCGGAUGAAUUGGAUUGCCCCGCACAGUGUCACUAUCACAUGCAAUCGGGUGGUGAUGUGAUUGAAACACCCAACUAUCCACACAAAUAUGCGGCGAUGAGUAAGUGCAAGUGGACUCUAGAAGGGCCGUUGGGCAGCAAUAUCAUAUUGCAGUUCCAAGACUUCGAAACGGAGAAGACUUUCGAUACAGUGCAGGUGUUGGUCGGUGGUCGUACUGAGGAUAAGUCGGUAUCGCUGGCUACGUUGAGCGGCAAACUCGAUUUGACAAUGCAACCAUUUGUGUCCGCAUCGAACUUUAUGAUUGUCAAGUUUACAACGGACGGUAGUGUUGAACGUAAGGGUUUCCGCGCCACAUGGAAGACAGAGGCGAAAAAUUGUGGUGGCGUGUUGAAGGCGAAUCUGCAGCGUCAAACCUUGACAAGCCCGAAUUAUCCAAAACAGUAUCCGGGCGGUCUCGAGUGCUUGUAUAUUAUCAAAGCGCAGCCGGGACGCAUUAUCUCCAUUGAGGUAGAUGAUUUGGACGUAGCUGAGGGACGUGAUGUGCUGCUUGUGCGUGACGGCGAGUCACCAAUGAGCCGUCCAAUUGCACGCCUCACCGGAAAUGCUAAGGAUAACGAGAAAGUUAUUAUUUCGACGAACAAUGCCUUGUACCUCUACUUCAAAUCCAGUCUGGGUGAGUCUGGUAAGGGCUUCAGCUUGCGUUACAUACAGGGUUGCAGGGCAACAAUUACUGCACGCAAUGGCACUGUAACCUCGCCCGCCUACGGCUUGGAGGACUAUCCAAAGAAUCAAGACUGUUAUUUCACGAUACGGAAUCCGAGUGGCUCACCACUCUCAUUGAAGUUCGAUAAGUUUAUGGUGCAUAAGAGCGAUUUCGUGCAGGUCUAUGAUGGUUCGUCCACGGCUGGUCUGCGUUUACACUCGGGUGAUGGUUUCACAGGCACAGUAGCGCCUAAGCUCACACUGACUGCUUCAUCUGGGGAGAUGCUGAUCAAGUUUACUUCCGAUGCGCUGCACAAUGCGGCGGGUUGGUCCGCCACGUUCUCUGCUGACUGUCCCGAGCUCAAGCCCGGUAUUGGUGCGUUGGCUUCAAGCCGGGAUACCGCUUUUGGCACGGUGGUGAAGUUCACAUGUCCUAUUGGUCAGGAGUUUGCAACGGGCAAGAACAAGAUCGUUACGGAGUGCAUGAAGGGCGGCAACUGGAGUGUCUCGUAUAUACCGAAAUGUCAAGAGGUCUACUGCGGUCCGGUGCCACAAAUCGAUAACGGUUUCUCUAUCGGCUCUUCAAAUGUGACAUAUCGCGGUGUCGCCAUGUAUCAGUGUUAUGCCGGUUUUGCUUUCGCCUCCGGUGCACCUAUCGAGAAAAUCUCAUGUCUGCCCGAUGGACGUUGGGAGCGCACCCCCACCUGCAUGGCUUCGCAAUGUUCGCCACUGCCGGAGGUGCCACAUGCCAAUGUAACGCUGCUCAAUGGUGGUGGUCGCAGUUAUGGCACCAUCGUGCAAUACGAAUGUGAGUCCGGUUAUGAGCGCAACGGUCAUCCAGUGUUGAUUUGUAUGUCCAAUGGCACUUGGAGCGGUGAUGUACCACGCUGCACCCGUAAACGUUGCUUCGAAUAUCCGAGGAUCGAUAAUGGUUUCGUCGUGGACUCGGCACGCCCCUACUAUUUUGGCGAUGAUGCGCGUGUACAGUGUUAUAAGGGAUACAAGUUGAUCGGUAGUAAUAUUAUACGUUGCAACUCAGAGCAGAUAUUUGAGAAUCCCCCAACCUGUGAGGAUAUCAACGAAUGCACAUCGACUCAAUGCGAUUUAGCCACAACAGAAUGUAUGAAUACAAAUGGCUCGUUCCAUUGUCAGUGUCGCACAGGAUUCGCGCCUACACCAGAGUGCCGGCCCGUCGGUGAUUUAGGUUUGGCGAAUGGCGGCAUACCGGAUGACAGCAUAAUGACUUCGUCUACCGAGGAGGGUUAUUCGAAAGGCUUGGUGCGUCUCAACUCGGCCGGUUGGUGUGGUGCGCUCGUCGAGCCGGGCGCAAAUUGGAUUUUAGUUGAUCUUAAAGCGCCCACCAUACUGCGUGGCUUCCGUACAAUGUCCGUGCAACGUUUCGACGGCAAUGUCGCAUUCACCUCGGCCGUGCGUCUUCAGUACACCGAUGAUUUGACUGACGUCUUCAAAGAUUAUACUAAUCCCGAUGGUACUGCCGUGGAAUUCCGCAUACUGGAACCCACUCUUUCCAUACUUAACCUACCAAUGCCCAUCGAGGCUCGUUACAUACGCUUCCGCAUUCAGGACUAUGUCGGCGCUCCCUGCAUACGCAUGGAGUUGAUGGGUUGCACACGUUUGGACUGUGUGGAUAUUAAUGAGUGCGCAAGGAACAAUGGUGGUUGUGACCAGAAGUGCGUUAACUCGCCUGGCAGUUAUGCCUGUUCUUGCAACACAGGCUACCAACUCUUCACUGCCAAUGGCACGGCGGGCUUUAGCAUUGAACGCACCGAGACCGGUGAACGUGACGGGGAUACUUACCAGCGUAAUAAGACCUGCGUGCCGCUGAUGUGUCCGCCACUACUGGAACCGGAGAAUGGCAAACUAUUGACAGACAAGAAUGAUCAUCACUUCGGCGAUAUUGUGCGAUUCCAGUGCGAUUUUGGUUAUAUCAUGUCUGGCAGUGCCGCAGUGCUCUGCCUCUCGACUGGACAGUGGAAUGCGACAGUUCCUGAGUGCAACUAUGCCAAAUGUGUCUCACUGCCGGAUGAUAAGCUCGAAGGUCUCUCUGUUGAACGUCCCGAUCCCGAGUCUGUGCUAGUGCCGUUCCGCGAUAACGUAACCGUGACUUGCAGCGCUGCUGGUCGCAAGCUUCGCAAUACCGCUACCUCAGGCUUCCGCCAGUGCGUAUAUGAUCCCAAACCCGGCUUGCCCGAUUACUGGCUUUCCGGUUCACAGCCUUCUUGUCCACGUGUCGACUGCUAUCAGCCUAUGUCCACACCAGGCGCUGAGUAUGGCCAAUUUGUCGAUACACGCUUCCAGAGCUCAUUCUUCUUCGGGUGUCAGAAUACCUUCAAAUUGGCUGGCCAAACCUCUCGUCACGAUAAUGUCGUGCGUUGUCAAUCCGAUGGUAUUUGGGAUUUCGGUGACUUGCGUUGUGAAGGUCCCGUAUGUGAGGACCCUGGACGUCCAAGUGAUGGUCGACAAAUAGCGCGCAGUUAUGAACAAGGCUCGGAGGUGUACUUUGGCUGUAACCGGCCUGGUUACAUACUAAUCAACCCUCGUCCAAUUACUUGCAUACGCGAGCCGGAGUGUCGGGUGAUUAAACCAUUGGGCGUUACGUCAGGCAAGAUCCCGGACUCAGCGAUUAACGCUACUUCGGAACGACCAAACUACGAAGCAAAGAAUAUACGUCUGAAUUCUGCGACGGGUUGGUGUGGCAAGCAGGAAGCUUUCACAUAUGUCAGUGUUGACUUGGGUCAGAUCCAUCGUGUAAAGGCGAUUUUAGUUAAAGGUGUUGUGACCAAUGAUAUUGUUGGCCGCCCCACAGAGAUUCGUUUCUUCUACAAGCAAGCCGAAAAUGAAAACUAUGUCGUCUAUUUCCCCAACUUUAACUUAACCAUGCGGGAUCCCGGAAACUACGGUGAGUUGGCCAUGAUUACGUUGCCCAAAUACGUGCAGGCACGUUUCGUCAUCUUGGGUAUUGUUAGCUACAUGGAUAACGCUUGCCUGAAAUUCGAGCUCAUGGGCUGUGAAGAGCCAAAGAAGGAGCCACUACUAGGUUAUGACUACGGUUACUCGCCAUGUGUAGAUAAUGAACCACCGAUCUUCCAGAACUGCCCACAACAGCCGAUUAUUGUACGCCGAGAUGAGAACGGUGCUGUGUUGCCAGUCAAUUUCACAGAGCCUUCAGCUGUGGACAACUCAGGCUCAAUUGCGCGUCUCGAGGUCAAGCCACAAAACUUCAAAACCCCUUCGUAUGUCUUCAAAGACACGGUCGUAAAAUAUGUAGCCUUCGAUUAUGAUGGUAACGUCGCGAUUUGCGAGAUAAACAUAACAGUACCGGAUGUCACACCACCGCUUCUGCAAUGUCCACAGAGUUAUGUCAUCGAAUUGGUGGACCGUCAGGAGAGUUAUAGCGUAAACUUCAACGACACACGUAAACGUAUUAAGACCUCAGAUGAUUCGGGCGACGUGCGUGUCACCUACACACCCGAACGCGCGGUGAUAUCCAUCGGCGCUUAUGAGAAUGUUACCGUGACGGCCACCGACAAAUACAACAAUCGUGCCUUCUGUCACUUCCAAGUCUCGGUGCAGGCUUCGCCGUGUGUGGACUGGGAGUUACAGCCGCCUGCAAAUGGUGCUAUUAAUUGUUUGCCAGGAGACCGAGGUAUUGAGUGUAUAGCCACUUGUAAGCCGGGCUUCCGCUUCACUGAUGGGGAACCUUUGAAAACGUUCUCUUGUGAGACGUCGCGUUUGUGGAAACCCACAUCGGUUGUGCCCGAUUGUGUUUCGGAGAACACCGAACAAGCCGAUUACCAAGUAACCGCAACAGUUACCUACCGUGCCAAUGGCGCUGUAGCGCAGGCUUGUCUGGGUCAGUACCAGGACAUGUUAUCAGAACACUACGCCGGCUUGAAUCGUUUGCUGUCUCAACGCUGCUCGGCCGUCAAUGUCAAUAUGAAUGUGUCUUUCGUCAAAUCUGUGCCGAGUUUGUUGGAAGAGAAUGUCGUAAAGAUGGACUUCAUACUCUCGAUCCUACCCGCCGUCAGACAACCCCAACUAUACGAACUGUGCGGCUCUACGUUGAAUCUCAUCUUCGACUUGAGUGUGCCCUACGCAAGCGCCGUUAUCGACUCACUGUUGAAUAUUUCGAAUAUCGGCAAUCAAUGUCCACCGUUACGUGCACUGAAGAGCAACAUCUCACGUGGUUUCACCUGCAGUGUAGGCGAAGUGCUGAAUAUGGAUACCAGCGAUGUGCCACGUUGUCUACAUUGUCCCGCCGGUACUUAUGUGAUCACCGGUCAGAGCGUGUGCACGAACUGUCCACGUGGCUACUAUCAAAAUCGCGAUCGCCAAGGCACCUGUCUGCGUUGCCCCGCUGGCACUUACACAAAGGAGGAAGGUUCAAAGUCUCUCACUGACUGUAUACCCGUCUGCGGUUACGGCACGUACUCACCCACUGGACUCGUGCCCUGCCUGGAGUGUCCACGUAACUCAUAUACCGGCGAGCCACCUACCGGCGGCUUCAAGGAUUGCACUGCUUGUGCACAAAAUUCAUUCACCUUCCAGCCAGCGGCCUCAACAAAGGAUCUGUGUCGUCAGAAGUGCCAAGCUGGUUUCUACUCAUACACUGGUUUGGCACCCUGCUCACCCUGCCCUGUCAACUACUAUCAGAGCGCCGUUGGUGCACAAACUUGCAACGAGUGCCCAACCAACAUGCGUACCGAUGGCCCAGGCGCCAAGGGACGUGAGGAGUGCAAGCCGGUGGUGUGUGGCGAAGGCGCUUGCUUACAUGGUGGCCUCUGCGUGCCUAUGGGUCAUGGCAUACAAUGCUUCUGUCCUGCUGGUUUUUCGGGCAGACGCUGUGAGAUCGAUAUUGACGAGUGUGCUUCACAGCCUUGCUAUAAUGGUGGCUCUUGUACGGAUCUACCACAAGGUUAUCGUUGUGAGUGCCCGGCGGGUUACUCGGGCAUCAAUUGUCAGGAGGAAGUGAGCGAUUGUAGUAAUGAUACUUGCCCGGCACGUGCCAUGUGCAAGAAUGAGCCGGGUUUUAAGAAUUACACCUGCCUAUGUCGUAGCGGUUACACUGGCGCAGACUGUGAUGUGACCAUCGAUCCUUGCACUGCUAAUGGCAACCCCUGCGGUAACGGUGCUAGCUGUCUGGCACUGCAACAGGGCCGUUAUAAAUGCGACUGCUUGCCGGGUUGGGAGGGCAUACACUGCGAACAAAAUAUCAACGAUUGCGCGGAAAAUCCUUGCCUUUUAGGCGCUAACUGUACAGAUCUUGUGAAUGACUUCCAAUGCGGUUGCCCACCUGGCUUCACUGGUAAACGCUGCGAGGAGAAGAUCGACUUGUGCUUGUCCGAGCCUUGUAAACAUGGCACUUGCGUGGACCGUCUUUUCGCCCACGAGUGUGUUUGCCAUCCUGGUUGGAGCGGCGAUGCCUGCGAUAUAAAUAUCGAUGAUUGCGCAGAUAGUCCAUGCGCAAAUGAUGGAGUUUGCAUCGACUUAGUAGACGGUUACAGCUGUACAUGCGAGCCCGGUUAUACUGGCAAAAACUGUCAACAUACCAUUGAUGAUUGCGAGUCGAACCCAUGCCAGAAUGGCGCCAGCUGUGUUGAUCAAUUGGAUGGCUUCACUUGCAAGUGUCGUCCGGGUUUUGUUGGUCUUAGUUGUGAAGCCGAAAUCGAUGAGUGUUUGAGCGAUCCUUGCAACCCAGUCGGAACGGAACGUUGCUUGGAUUUGGAUAACAAAUUUGAAUGUGUCUGUCGUGAAGGUUUCACCGGAUCGUUCUGCGAAACGGACAUUGAUGAUUGCGAGACGAGUCCGUGCUUGAAUGGUGGCCAGUGCCGUGAUCGUGUUGGCGGUUUUGAGUGCACUUGCUUGGACGGAUGGCGUGGUGCGCGUUGCGAGAGACAGAUCACUUCGUGUGGCGGACAAUCGCCUUGUCAGAAUGAUGCUAACUGCAUUGACUUGUUCCAAGACUACUUCUGUGUCUGCCCGAGUGGCACUGACGGCAAGAAAUGUGAGACUGCACCUGAGCGUUGUAUAGGCAACCCAUGCAUGCACGGCGGCAAGUGCCAAGAUUAUGGCUCAGGCUUGAAUUGCACAUGCCCAGCUGAUUUCUCGGGUAUUGGUUGUCAGUAUGAGUUCGAUGCGUGUGAAGCGAAUGUCUGCCAAAACGGCGCGACCUGCAUUGAUUAUGGCAACGGUUACUCGUGCGUGUGUCCACCUGGUUUUACGGGCCAGAACUGCGAAGAGGAUAUCAUCGACUGCAAGGAUAACUCGUGUCCACCUGGCGCUACAUGCAUUGAUCUCACAAACGGCUUUUACUGUCAGUGUGCCUUCAAUAUGACUGGCGAUGACUGUCGCAAGACAAUACAAGUGGACUAUGACUUAUACUUCAGCGAUCCACUACGCUCAACCGCCGCACAAGUGGUACCUUUCUACACUGGUGAGUCCAACAGUCUGACUAUCGCUAUGUGGGUACAAUUUACGCAGAAGGACGAUACCGGCAUAUUCUUCACGUUGUAUGGCGUGCAGUCACCACACAUCGCUAACCACCGUCGUCUGCUGCUGCAAGCGCAUUCAAGUGGCGUACAGGUAUCAAUCUUCGAGGACCUACCCGACGCCUUCCUUUCAUUCGGUGAGUACACUUCGGUGAAUGAUGGUCAAUGGCAUCAUGUAGCCAUAUUAUGGGACGGCGCCAUCGGUCAACUGCAAUUGAUCACCGAGGGACUCAUUGCUAGCAAAUUGGAAUAUGCUGGCGGUCGUGCCAUGCCACAAUACACGUGGGCUGUGCUGGGGCGUCCACAACCGGACGAUACAAGACACUCAGCUUCGUACGCCGAAUCAGGCUUCCAAGGUACAAUCACCAAAGCGCAAGUUUGGGGACGUGCAUUGGACAUCACCUCGGAGAUACAGAAGCAAGUACGAGACUGCCGUUCCGAACCUGUUUUGUAUCACGGUCUCAUAUUGAACUGGGCGGGUUAUGAGGUAACAUCGGGUGGUGUUGAACGUACGGUACCCUCCAUGUGUGGACAACGUAAAUGCCCGAACGGUUAUCAAGGCCCCAAUUGUCAACAAUUGGUUGUCGACAAAGAACCACCAGUUGUGGAGCAUUGCCCUGGUGACUUGUGGGUUAUCGCUAAGAAUGGUUCCGCCGUGGUCACAUGGGAUGAGCCACACUUUAGCGACAAUAUCGGCGUAACGAAAAUUGUGGAACUUAAUGGUCAUCGUCCGGGUACCACACUGCUGUGGGGUUCUUAUGAUAUAACCUACAUUGCGUCGGAUGCAGCUGGGAAUACAGCCACAUGCAAUUUCAAGGUGUCGUUAUUGACUGAAUUCUGUCCGCCACUCGCCGAUCCUGUGGGUGGUGUACAAGUGUGCAAAGACUGGGGCGCAGGCGGCCAAUUUAAGGUUUGUGAGAUCUCUUGCAACCCCGGCUUGCGCUUCUCUGAGGAAGUACCUGACUUCUAUACCUGCGGUGCUGAAGGUUUCUGGCGUCCCACGCGCGAAGCAUCCAUGCCGUUGGUCUACCCAUCUUGUUCACCAUCUAAACCCGCUCAACGUGUCUUCCGUAUUAAGAUGCUCUUCCCAUCGGAUGUGCUCUGUAACAAGGCCGGUCAAGGAGUAUUGCGUCAAAAGGUGACGAACUCUGUGAACGCGCUCAAUCGCGACUGGAACUUCUGCUCGUACUCAGUUGAAGGCACACGCGAAUGCAAGGACAUCAAGAUUGAUGUGAAGUGUGAUCACUAUCGUGCCCAAAGUCAACGCGUGAGUCGUCAAGUUAAGGAUGGCGGGGUGUAUGUGAUGGAGGCAGAGAUUCCAGUGCUCAAUGAAAACGAUGAAGUUGAAGCGCGCGGUCGUCAAGGACGCCAACAAGCUGGCGGUGACACGUACAUGCUGGAGAUACUCUUCCCAGCAGUGAACGACCCGGUCAUUCACUCAAGCACAGGCGAACGUUCGACAGUGAAGAAUCUCUUGGAAAAACUUAUCUUGGAGGAUGAUCAAUUCGCCGUGCAAGAUAUACUGCCCAACACUGUGCCCGAUCCAGCUUCCUUGGAAUUGGGCUCAGAGUACGCCUGCCCUGUUGGACAGGUCGUUAUGAUACCCGACUGUGUGCCAUGUGCCAUCGGCACUUACUACGAUACUGCCAAUAAGACUUGUGUCGCUUGCGAACGCGGCACUUAUCAAUCGGAGGCUGGUCAACUGCAAUGCAGCAAGUGUCCAGUCAUAGCUGGUCGUCCGGGUGUUACUGCUGGGCCUGGUGCUCGCUCUGCCGCGGACUGCAAGGAACGUUGUCCUGCUGGCAAAUACCUCGACUCGGAUAGUGGCUUGUGUCGCUCGUGCGGACACGGUUUCUAUCAACCCAACGAGGGCUCGUUCAGUUGUGAAUUGUGUGGCCUCGGACAGACAACACGCUCCAGUGAGGCUACCUCGCGUAAAGAAUGUCGCGAUGAAUGUAGCUCAGGUCAACAGCUGGGCGUUGAUGGUCGUUGCGAGCCAUGCCCGCGUGGCACUUAUCGCACACAGGGCGUGCAGCCGUCGUGUGUUGGUUGUCCUCUGGGUCGCACUACACCGAAAGUGGGCGCCAACUCUGUUGAGGAAUGUACACUGCCUGUCUGUUCGCCGGGCACCUACCUCAAUGGUACACUCAAUAUGUGCGUGGAGUGUCGCAAGGGCUACUAUCAGCCCGAGUCGCAACAAACGUCUUGCUUACAAUGUCCGCCCAAUCACAGCACUAAGAUUACCGGCGCCACUGCCAAAUCGGAGUGUACCAAUCCCUGUGAACACAUUGCCGAAGGUCGGCCACACUGUGAUCCAAACGCUUAUUGUAUUCUGGUGCCUGAAACAUCGGACUUCGACUGUGAGUGCAAGCCGGGCUUCAAUGGCACCGGCAUGGAGUGCUCGGAUAUGUGCGAUGGCUAUUGUGAGAACUCUGGUACAUGCGUUAAGGACCUCAAGGGUACACCAUCAUGCCGUUGUAUUGGCUCUUUCACGGGUCCACAUUGUGCGGAGCGUUCUGAAUUUGCUUACAUUGCCGGCGGUAUUGCCGGUGCCGUCAUCUUUAUCAUUGUCAUUGUACUUCUAAUUUGGAUGAUUUGUGUGCGUUCCACGAAGCGACGCGAUCCGAAGAAAAUGCUGACGCCAGCUAUUGAUCAGACAGGUUCGCAAGUGAACUUCUAUUAUGGCGCACACACACCGUACGCGGAGUCCAUUGCGCCGUCACAUCACAGUACGUACGCGCAUUACUAUGAUGAUGAGGAGGAUGGUUGGGAGAUGCCGAACUUCUACAAUGAAGCGUACAUCAAAGAUGGUGGUGGUCUACAUGGUGGCAAAAUGAGUACAUUGGCGAGGUCAAAUGCUUCGCUGUAUGGAACUAAAGAAGACUUAUACGAUCGACUGAAAAGACAUGCGUACACUGGCAAGAAAGAAAAGAGCGACAGUGACAGUGAAGUACAAUAAGCGCGCGUAUAUGUAGAAGAGGUCCAAAAUCCAUGGAUAGCAAUAAUAAAAAAUUGUGGUCAUAAAACUAACGAAUCAGCGUCAUUUGGUAGACAAAAUAUUUAAUGGCGCUGAUACAUUGUAUUUAAUACGUACAUAUAUAUAAAUAGUAGUUUCCGUUGCUGUUAGCUUAGUCGUGCAAAUUUUAGUAGUACAGCUUAGCGGAAAGAAAAAAGCGUAGAAAUCACUGCCCUAAAAAACGACAAAAAUUUUGCAUUAUUUAUAAAUACUCACAAUGAAAUGCAAGCAAA
Messenger RNA from Ceratitis capitata (Mediterranean fruit fly), 12107 nucleotides. RefSeq names its product sushi, von Willebrand factor type A, EGF and pentraxin domain-containing protein 1 (gene uif). The transcript has 14 exons. Lineage: Eukaryota; Metazoa; Arthropoda; Insecta; Diptera; Tephritidae. The record is from RefSeq and is a predicted model, not a curated record. Bases 1036 to 11817 code for a protein of 3593 amino acids. Gene Ontology annotation, biological process: Notch signaling pathway. Gene Ontology annotation, molecular function: Notch binding; calcium ion binding.